UGGAAUGAGUACUAUUUCGAUCAGACUUUAUUUUAAGGUUCAAUUCUUUCCAUUAACUGUGACUUUUACCAGUAUGUUAAUAGAAAAAAAUAGUUAAUAGUGAGAAUUGGUUAUCCUGGUUUCUAAGAAAUAGGUUCCCUUACAGUUAGUUAGAUGGAAGCCAAUGUCAUCUGACUUCCUUCUCAUUUGUAAAAUGUAACUUUGUGUUUCAACACGUCUAUAGUUUUCAGUUUGUGUCAAAGGGGGCGCAGCGUGAUCACCUCUAACACUGAGCUGUAGUCGCAGGGGAGUCAGACCCCUGUCCUCCACACACCAGAGCCCCUAAUUAUCUAAACCACAGGUCAGAGAAGAACCAUCCUCUUCACUGCAUGUCGGCCCUUCUCUGCUCCGGUGACUUCAGAGUACUGAAGAAAACUUCAGCCGCUGUCUCGCGCGCGCUCGCUCUUCCAGAGGACCCCGGAGAAUAGUUCGAAAUGAAUUCAACCGUUUUUAACGACACGGACGGCGCUUUGUUUUCCAACAGAAGCGGCGACAGCUUUCUUUCGUGCUGUAACUUGUCCUCGGUGGUGACGGACAGCGGGUUCGCGUCCACGGCUCUGGACGAGCGCAGCGUGUUCAUCAUGCGCACGGUGCAGAUCGCCGUCAUGUGCGUGCUGGCGCUCACCGUGGUCUUCGGCAUCUUCUUUUUAGGCUGUAACUUGCUCAUUAAGUCCGAGGGCAUGAUCAACUUUCUGGUCACGGACAGAAGACCGUCAAAGGACGUCGAAGCGGUCGUCGUGGGAUCGUAUUAGUGCGUAAAAGUUGCGACGGUGAUGUGUGAAACUUAUCCGCAUUGCCCUGCAGAGACAGAGACGAAGAGACAGAAACUUUUCCACUGGGGGAAAAAGUGAAGUUUAUGAGAUAAACGGAGGUGUACCUUGAGAUCCGGUGACUUCAAUGAAUAUUAAAUAUAUGAGAGGAAACAUCGCGGCAUGGACUGUUUUGCUCUCCGCGAGCGAUUAAUGUUCAUGUGAUUAAUGCUCGUGGAACAAACUUGUUUUCAGACUGCUGAGAUUUAUGCGGGUAGACAUUUUGAGCAAUGCAUACGAAAUGCAUUUUAUACUGCGUGUUAACUCAAGCACUUCUUAAAGUUGGACAUUUAAGUCUAUUUUGUGCAAUAUUCAGUGACAGAUGUCUUUGUUGUGCUACAGUAUAUUCUUCAACUAAUUUACUGUCGCAUCGCGUUUGGAAAUAUGCAUAUGUGGUUUGCACUUACUCUAAUUCGCAUGUUUCUGGAUGAAUUAUGGAUGAGUUCUGUAUCAUGGAUUUAUUACAGUGAGAUAAAUUUGAAACCCGCUAAAUGUAAUGGAUUUCCUUGCAUCACUGUGACCUGACGCUAUAGUAUUCCUUUUUGAUUACAUAAAAGGCAAGUAGGUAA
Molecule: messenger RNA, 1417 nt
Organism: Puntigrus tetrazona (Sumatra barb)
Lineage: Eukaryota; Metazoa; Chordata; Actinopteri; Cypriniformes; Cyprinidae
Gene: rprmb
Product: reprimo, TP53 dependent G2 arrest mediator candidate b
Exons: 1
Coding region: 474-791 (105 amino acids)
Source: RefSeq, a predicted model, not a curated record